AUGGCAGCAAACGGCCCUUCUACAUCGGGGACAAAAAGUAUCCGGCAGACGGAUGAAACCAAUGCCGACACGGACGGCGAGGACGAGGUAGGUCACAACGACUAUAUACAGGAUGACGUUUACAAUCCUCCGGUCGCAUCUGACGAGGAACCGGACCAAGAAGAGGCCGGUAAUCAUUCCGAUAGUGAAAUAGAAGAGGACGAGGACUCUGAAAUCGUUCCACCCACAUGGUGCACUACCACACCCGGCAUGCAUCAAAUCGAAUUUACUAGAGGAGACACGUUGUUGGUUCCUAUUCCGGGUGAGGGGAGGCCUAUAGACUUUUUCAGGCUCCUAUUGGACGAUGUAAUGGUCGAAAGAAUGUGUUCAUUUUCAAACAAAUACGCAUUCGAGGUUUUUAACAAGCCUAAUCUUCAACCCAAGUCCAGGAUAAAUCGUUGGAAGGAUGUUCAAGUCGAGGAAAUGAUAAAAUUUAUUGGUCUCAUCCUACACACUGGGACUAUCAGACUCAACCGCUUACAAGAUUACUGGAAGACAGAUUUCUUGUUCAAUAUGCCGGUGUUUCGUUCCUACAUGUCUAGGGACAGGUUUCUGUCCAUCCUUAGGUGUUUACAUUUUUAUGGUUCGACACAACAAAACGACCCUUUGGAGAAAGUUAGAUACCUUGUAGAAUUCUUCAAUAACAAAAUGAGAGAAAUCUACUACCCUCAAAAAGAACUCUCACUCGGCGAGGCGCUGGUACUUUGGCGAGGGAGACUGUACUUUCGCCAGUACAUAAAAGGCAAGCGACACAAGUACGGGAUCAGAUUAUACACCCUGACUGAGCACCAAGGGCUCAUCCUCAAAUUUGCCGUCUACACAGGGAGAGAUGAUAAAAGUAUCGGAGGCAAAGGCCAUACCGAAAAAGUAGUCCUCUAUCUACUAAAAGACUAUUUGAACAAAGGCCAUGCCGUGUACAUGGAUAAUUUCUACAACAGCUAUCAACUCGCAUCAAAGCUCCUCGCGAACGAUACGUAUUGUACCGGCACACUGCGGGCCAACAGGAAACACAUUCCUGAUGUAGUAAAAUCCACAGUGCUUCAUAAAGGUGAGAGCAUCGCCCGCUACAGUAACGGCGUAAUGUGCGCUAAAUGGAAAAAUCAAAGAGAGGUUAUGUACAUAUCAACGGAGUUUGACAAUGAACAGGUGGAGUUCGUCGGUAAAGGGGAUCAGAAGAAGAGUAAACCUCACGCGAUAGUAAAGUAUAACUCGCAUAUGUCGGGGGUGGACAGAACAGACCAGAUGUUGUCCUACUACCCCUGCGAUCGUAAGACACUGAGGUGGUACGAAAAGAUAACCAUACACACUAUUCAGAUGAUGCUGUUGAAUUCGUUCACGCUGUACAAUAUGUCCAGGCCGAGAUUGACCUACUACGACUUCAGGCUCGAAGUGAUCCGUUGUCUUCUGGGACCUAAUCCACUCGCGCCGAUUGAAUCGCCCGCACAGAAACGGCUGAGGCAGUCUAUGCACGAGCCUGUAAAAAUAACGGAGAAAAACAAGGACAACCGUACCAUCAGGAAACGGUGUCGUCAGUGCACCGUAACCGGCAAAUACCAAAGAAGUCUGUUUGUUGUGGCGUUUGCCCGGACAAACCGGGCUUAUGUCCGGGCAAAUGCUUCAGUGAUUAUCACAACGCUCGAUAAACAAUAA
Molecule: messenger RNA, 1689 nt
Organism: Homalodisca vitripennis (glassy-winged sharpshooter)
Lineage: Eukaryota; Metazoa; Arthropoda; Insecta; Hemiptera; Cicadellidae
Product: piggyBac transposable element-derived protein 4-like
Exons: 1
Coding region: 1-1689 (562 amino acids)
Source: RefSeq, a predicted model, not a curated record